ACAAAAAGUACAAAGCAUAAAAAUGUUGCAAGAUGGAAAAACGAGCUCAUUAUUUUAGUCAGAACUCGAACCAGCCGCUAAAUGCAGACUUUAAUUUAGAAGAUCAAAUUAUGAGGAAUUCACAAAAAAUAUAUAGGUUUAGCUCAGAUCCGGAAUACAAUAGAGUAUAUCAGCGGUAUAUGGCAACCCUCAUCCGUGUGCAAAAUUCCAUGCAUAGAAGAUUUCAAUCCAGGACCACUCUAAAAUUGCAGGGCUCACAUAGCCGCCUCUCAGCUGGCGGAUUCUGUACGAAAUUCAAUAAAUCCGGAAAGGAGAAAAAAAAUAAACACAACCAAAGCCACGACCAGCAAAAUGAUACCUGUAAGCCUUCUUGCUCGAAGCCAACUGAUUGCGCCACAAAUGAUGAACCUUCCUGCCGGGGCAAUAAAAGUGCAUCCGAUAAAAGCCUGAAAAUCACCCGCUGUUCCAUACCGGAACCCAAUAAGUCCCCACGCAGCGAUGGACACGAGAACCAGCGUCAGAGCUGUGUGUCCUUUGAAGAGCCCGCGGCCAAGGAUAUUCCCACAUUUGAUCUGCACUUCCGGGACACCUCAUGUACGGUGUCCCAUGAUUCCAGCCUGUCCUCCAUCAACGUUUGCUAUAGCCAAGAGCAACAGAGGGAUAUUACAAAAUCUUGUCCCGCUCAAACGCCGAAAGAGCCAGCCCCUCAACGGAUGAAGGAGUCGUCCAGGAAUCAAACAGCUUCACGAUUUUGCAUGAGACCGUUGAUUGUGGUGCCCACAGGUGGAGGAAUUAAACAAUUAAAGAAGGAUCAAUCUGAGAAUUCCAAAAUAGUUAGCACAGAUCACUCCAAGUCGAAGUCUGCACACCACACGAAUAGUUCUCGAAAAUCCACAAAGAAGCAAGCAAAGAGUCACCGCCUUAUUAAGUCUCACAGCUCUAAAGAUUCUUUAGCAAAUCGUGGUCAGCCUACAGUGGAAAUUGAAGAAACUUUUCCAAAUUCAAUCUGCACUUCCGAUACCCACGAAUCCUGUGACUGCAAGAGCGAAGACCAAUUUUGCUGUUACUAUAUACCAGAGGAGCCCCAUUGCUCGCAGAAUCCACCGCCAUGUUCCAACUGCCCGGCUAUAUGCGACUUAUCCAACCAAUUGGAGGAGAUGAAUCGACGUUUGGAGGGCCUUCACAGCCAGGAACUCUGCGAUAUCCGCACGCAGGUGAAUAGCCUCAAUGCCAAUGUUCAGCAUUUGGCCAAAGAGUGCAUUCAGAAAAUGGAUGGCGCCAAAAGGCUGGACAAGAAGACCUCGAGCACCUGUCAGUUCUGUCAUGGGCAGUGUUUGAAAAUACUUGAUAGCUUCUAUAGGCAACUGCUGGACUCACUUUGGGAUCGUUCCCUGACAGACAUAGUAAUAUCCAUAUUUCUGCGAGCAGACAAUGUCUAUCACGUAAAUGUGCGGGAUCUGAGCUCGGACUGUUCCCUUGGUUGUUACCUGGUCACUGAUGCGGCCAUAGAGGAGGCCAUCGAGUUGGGAGUUUUUCAGAACAUACUCACAUUUAGUGUAAUUGAUGUGCGGAAUACCAUCAAGUCGAAGAACUGCGACUUGGGCAUCGUCUUUGAAUACCAUCAUUCAAAGCGGCAGACCGGUGGUUGCGAUUCUCCACUUCGUGGCUCCUGCAUGGUGGGCAAGGAAUAUAUCGGCAGGGUUCUCGGACUUCCUUUGGAGCAGCUGAAAUACCUGUACUCCGUUCCGCGAUCCUAUACCAAAAUCACUGAGCACGACACUAGGAGUGUAACUGGAAGUCAGUUACACUCAGUUUCCACUCAAACGACUUUGAUGGAUAUGCAGACAGAAAUGAAGAUAAGAUAUAAGAAAAGUGCCCGUACAAAACUACCAUCAGUUUGAAAGAUAUCAGUUUUAAUAAUAUAUAGCAAAAGUUAUAGUUAAGCCAACUUACAACGUAUUUCUAAAAUUUUGUAAUAAAAGACCUUAUAAUUUU
Drosophila melanogaster (fruit fly) is the source of this 1995-nucleotide messenger RNA. RefSeq lists its product as uncharacterized. NCBI's taxonomy places the organism in Eukaryota, Metazoa, Arthropoda, Insecta, Diptera, Drosophilidae. The record is from RefSeq and is marked reviewed. The transcript is spliced from 2 exons. The coding region runs from base 33 to 1901 and encodes 622 amino acids.